Molecule: messenger RNA, 4270 nt
Organism: Oryza sativa Japonica Group (Japanese rice)
Lineage: Eukaryota; Viridiplantae; Streptophyta; Magnoliopsida; Poales; Poaceae
Product: putative receptor protein kinase ZmPK1
Biological process (GO): recognition of pollen; protein phosphorylation
Molecular function (GO): protein serine/threonine kinase activity; ATP binding
Source: RefSeq, a predicted model, not a curated record
GACAGCGGUCGUCGUUUUGCUUACGGUGAUUAUAAGCAGCAAUGUUUUAUCAAUAAAAGAAUAUAAUUUAUAAAUAAAUAUUUUUUAUAUGUGCUCUUAAAAAUAUAAAAAUAAAUGCUGGAAAAAUAAACAAUGACAGAAAAAAGCUCUAAAAUCAACUUAAAAUUAAUUUUUAAAAUUUUAAUUUUAAAUAUAGUUUAUAAGCUAAAGGGUAAAGGGUAAAUGAUGGAAGCGCCUUUGCAGGCUUCUGGCUCCACAACACUAAUCAGUACGAGUAUAUUCCUGCAUUGAUGUGGAUGAUGACCAAACACUUACCGUCGCCAUUAGACGCUUCUGCAUUUUCGCUACGGUUAUCUCCUUCUCAUGCUCCCUACUGCUGCUGCCUGCUGCCUGCUGCAAUAUAUUAAAAAAAAUAUAUUGCCAAAGGUCCCAGCAUCUCAGGGUGGCACCGUUGAUGUCAGAUGUUUGGGGAGCUUCUGAAGUGGCUUCUCCCAGAAUUUAUAGUUUAGAUUAUCAUUCAGAUCUUGAGAAUCUAUAAUUAUAAAAUCUAAAAAUUUAAUUAAAAACGAGAAACUGAAUACCUAGUUUUUCAUAUUCUCACGAGCUAGUGAGACCAGCUGCAUCUCCAAAUCUUUCCUCCCUAAACAUGGCCAUAGUGUUACACCCAAUGGGGAUUUCUCAUUUGGGUACUGUUUAGGUUCCAACUUUUUUUCUUUAAACUUUCAACUUUUUCGUCACAUCGAACUUUCCUACACAAGUAAACUUUCAACUUUUCUGUCACAUCAUUUUAAUUUCUUUAAACUUUUAAUUUUAGCGUGGAGAGAAAAGGAUUGCUACUACUAUUGCCUGAUGGCCACCCGGUCCUUGUUGACUUCUUGUCAACGAUGUGGGCACGUGGCCAUGGAAAGUGAUAAGUGAAGCAACAAAGAAAUGGUAGGGCGGCAAAGUAAUAGCCACUAGCAAGUACCUAACUCGUUGUUCUUCGUAAACGAAGAUUGAUCGGAUUUGAGGUCCCGCUUGAAUCAGUUGAUGGCUGAUUCUGAGUUUACAACAAUUAUUUAAAUACAUAUACGAAUGAAUUAAAUGUUAUGAAGUUCAAAAAAUUGUUAUAAAAAAGCUUUCUAAGAAAUACCGAUGAAGAAAGUUUAGAAACUUAGGAAGUGUACCACCAAAUAAUCCACAAUCAAUAAGCCGAAAAGAACAAGACCUAACGACUGAUACUAUUUUGGCUGCAAAGGCAUCCUUUGGAAUUGAGGAAUUUCACGUGAAUUUUGAUGAAAUAAACUAUGAAAAUCCUGUGAAAUUCAUGUGUAUGCCCUAACAUUUGCUAUGCUCGACGAAACAAAGGGUUGGCUUAAUUUUAGGUCCCUUUCCCUAAGCUAGUACAUCAAGUAUAUCAUAUGUAGCAACUAGCCAGAAAAAAAAAGGGAGGAACUAUACAGCAAACACGAGCCCAAUCAAGUUGUAACACGAGCCCCGUCAAAGUUGUCGUGAAGCUGACCGAAUUUGCUCGCGAGCCUUUUAUUUUUGACCCAACUGGAAACUAGAUAUAUAAUGGACUACAGCACAUUGGUUCCCAUUUGCGUUAGAUGAUCAUAGGCAAUUGCUUUCUAUGUUGUCAUAGCCAUGAGAGGCGUCUACAUUUUCACCACAAUAUUCUUCCUUCUCAUGCCAACAAUUGCUCUUGCAAAUCAUAGAAAACCCUUCCUUGCUAGACGUUCAUCCAUUUCAACCCAAGCCUUCAUUGCUAGACGUUCAUCCAUUUCAACCCAGGAUGACACCACCACCAUCCUAGUGUCCCCCAAUGGCGACUUCUCCUGCGGAUUCUACAGGGUGGCCACCAACGCAUUCACCUUCUCCAUCUGGUUCUCCAGGUCGUCGGAGAAGACGGUCGCUUGGACGGCGAACCGCGAUGCUCCGGUGAACGGAAAGGGUUCCAGGCUCACCUUCCAGAAGGACGGCACCUUGGCCCUUCUUGACUACAAUGGCAAAGUUGUAUGGAGCACCAACACAACAGCCACUCGAGCCGACCGAGCAGAGCUUCUCAACAAUGGAAACCUUGUUGUCAUGGAUCCUGAAGGCCAGCAUCUAUGGAGGAGCUUCGACUCGCCAACAGAUACACUUCUGCCGUUGCAGCCAAUAACUAGGAAUGUAAAGCUGGUAUAUGCAUCUGCCAGGGGGCUGCUAUAUUCAGGCUUCUACAACUUUCUCUUCGACAGUAACAAUAUUUUGACUCUCGUCUACAACGGCCCAGACACUGCCAGCAUAUAUUGGCCAAAUCCUUCCUUUGACCAGCCAUGGAAGAAUGGAAGGACAACUUAUGACAGUCUUCGAUAUGGUGUUCUAAAUCAGACAGGUUAUUUUGUAUCAAGUGACCUUUUUAAGUUUGAAGCCUCUGAUCUUGGCGAUCAUGUCAUGAGGAGGUUGACACUGGAUUACGAUGGAAAUCUUAGGCUGUACAGCCUAAACGAGACCAGUGGCAACUGGUCAGUUUCUUGGAUGGCAUUCUCUAGAGUAUGUCAAAUGCAUGGAGUGUGUGGCACAAACGCUGUCUGCAAUUACAUCCCGGAACUCCAUUGUUCUUGCCUCCAAGGCUUCGAGGUGAUUGAUCCGACUGACUGGAGCAAAGGAUGCAAGCGCAAGGUGGACAUAACAGCAAUCUGGGAUAAAGGGAAUAGACAUAAUAUUACAAACAACUCUACCAGCCAGGACUUCUCAAUCAGAAAGAUCACUGCAACUGACUUCUGGGGGUAUGACACCGCCUACACACAGUUAAUACCAUACUCAAACUGUAGAAAUAUGUGCCUCACCGCCAAUAACUGUCAAGCCUUCGGCUACCGGAAGGGAACUGGUGAAUCUUAUCCAAAGUACUCUCUUUUCAAUGGCUGGCGCUUCCCAGAUCCUUACAAUGACCUCUAUCUGAAAGUUCCCAAGGGGGUGCCGUUUCGCGAAGAAUCAGAUUCUAGACCAACCCAUUCUUGUGGAGUUACAGAAAAGUUAGCCUACCCUUCAUCACAAAUGUUUGAGGAAGUCACUUCCAAUUUCGAGUUUGGUUACUUCCUUUCUUCUGUGUUAACGUUGCUUUUGAUUGAAGUGGUUUUAAUCAUUGUUGGGUUUUCAGUUGUUAGAAAAUGGGAGACAAGGCCUGAGAUUACCGAUGAAGGUUACGCAAUCAUUUCUAGUCAGUUCCGAAGAUUCAGCUACAAGGAGUUACAAAAGGCAACCAAUUGUUUUCAGGAAGAGCUGGGAAGUGGUGGAUCGGGUGUGGUUUACAAGGGAGUCCUCGAUGAUGAAAGGAAGGUUGCAGUGAAAAUUUUAAAUGAUGUGAUCUAUGGAGAGCAGGAGUUAAGGUCUGAGCUAAGUGUCAUAGGAAGAAUAUAUCAUAUGAAUCUGGUUAGAAUUUGGGGGUUUUGUGUGGAGAAGACAAAGAGGCUCUUGGUUUCUGAGUACAGUGAGAACGGUUCUUUAGACAGACUUCUGUUUGACUACCACAACUUAUUUCCUGUCCUAAAAUGGAGCCAAAGGUACAAUAUUGCACUUGGAGUGGCAAAAGGACUGGCAUAUCUUCACCAUGAGUGUCUUGAAUGGAUCGUGCACUGCGAUAUCAAACCGGAAAACAUAUUGUUAGAUAAAGACUUUGAGCCAAAGAUUGCAGAUUUUGGACUGGUGAAACUACUUAAGCCAGAAGCAGCACAAAUGCCGUCAAGAGUGCAUGGAACUAGAGGGUAUAUUGCACCAGAAUGGGCUCUAAAUCUUCCAAUCACUGGCAAGGCUGAUGUUUACAGCUAUGGAGUAGUACUUCUUGAGUUAGUGAAGGGGAGUCGGGUUUCCAGAUGGGUGGUUGAUGGCAAGGAGGAGGUAGGUCUGGCUGUUAAACGCAAUGUUGACACUCUUAGAGAGAAACUAGCUAGCGAAGAUCAAUCAUGGCUGCUGGAAUUUGUUGACAGCAGGCUGGAUGGAGAAUUCAACUAUUCACAGGCGGCCACAGUACUAAAGAUAGCAGUGUUAUGUCUGGAAGAAGAUAGGCGCAUGAGACCAAGCAUGGAUACUGUGGUUGAAGUCCUGCUUUCGCUUGUGGAAUAAUGUCCACUACUGUGAUUGCUGCAUUUCUAUCUAUUGUGAGAAAAUGAUAAGGUAUGUUGUUGCAGAGAGAAGUUAAUGAGCGCCUGUCUUACAUGGAGUAGUUCUGUGGUAGUAUUCGCAUUCCCUCAAAAGAGUAUUAAAGUAUAGUAUCCAGUAUUCAUUCAUAAUAAACCGUUAUAGUGGUAUA